Molecule: messenger RNA, 483 nt
Organism: Hyaloscypha bicolor E
Lineage: Eukaryota; Fungi; Ascomycota; Leotiomycetes; Helotiales; Hyaloscyphaceae
Product: HET-domain-containing protein
Exons: 1
Source: RefSeq, a predicted model, not a curated record
AUGGGUGAAGCAUCACAGCAGCCUCGGGAGCAGCUCCAACCCCUCAUCGAGCAAGAGCACAGCACGAAUGCAUUCUACUCCAAUCUCAAGGAUACCGAUGAGAUUCGCCUACUUUACCUCGAGCCCAAGACGAGCGGCGAGAUCAUCAACUGCGCGUUGAAGCAUGCAAGGCUAUCCAACCUGCCUAAGUACGAGGCUCUCUCCUACAUGUGGGGUCCAAAGGAUGUCCGGACAGAGCACUCGAUCAGUAUCGACAACUCCAACUUCUGUGUCAGAGAGAAUCUUUGGCUAGCCUUGCAGCAUUUGCGCCUCGAAACUGAGACCAGAGUGCUAUGGAUCGAUGCUAUUUGUGUUAACCAACAUGAAACGCAGGAACGGAACCAUCAAGUCUCUCAAAUGGGAAUUAUCUUCAAACAGGCUGUCAUGGUAAUUGUUUGGCUUGGUGACGCCGAUGAUACCAGCGCGCUCGCUUUCCGAUUUAUA